AUGGCCGACGAGGAAAUCCCUGAUCUAGUACCAGCAGUCGAGACUGGCAUCGCAGCAGAACCAACACCGUCGUCAACUGACGCUGUCGCCAGUGAAGAGCCGUUCCGCAAGAUCCCUGUAACUAUCGUGACAGGUUUUUUGGGUAGCGGCAAGACAACCCUUUUAAACUAUAUUCUCACGGAAAAGCAUGAAAAGAAAAUUGCUGUGAUUCUUAAUGAAUUUGGAGAGAGUAGCGAUAUCGAAAAAUCCUUGUCGAUUAACCAAGAGGGUACACUGUACGAAGAAUGGCUCGAAUUACGUAAUGGCUGUCUAUGCUGCUCUGUCAAGGACAACGGUAUCACAGCAAUUGAGAAUCUGAUGAAAAAGCGAGGUAAAUUCGAUUACAUUCUCCUUGAGACCAGUGGGUUGGCCGAUCCUGGACCGAUUGCGUCGAUGUUUUGGCUGGAUGAUGGCUUAGGAAGCGAGCUGUUUUUGGAUGGCAUCGUGACUUUGGUGGAUGCAAAGCAUAUCCGUGAAUAUAUGGGAGAGAAGAAGGAAGAUACUUUGAUCAAUGAAGCCUUAAAGCAAAUAGCAAUUGCCGACCGUAUCGUGAUCAACAAGAAAGAUUUGUUAUCUGAAACAGAACUGGAAAAACUCCAGGAAGACAUCCGGGAUGUCAACACAUUAGCUGAUAUCCUGCAGACUGAACGCUCUAGAAUUCCACUGGACUUUGUUCUCGAUAUCCAGGCAUAUGAUGUGCACAAUGCCGAUGCUUUGGCACAGCAAACACAAAAGAUUGAGCAGCACAACAGUGUCCAUGCUCACACUGUUGGUCAUGAUGUACAAACUAUCUGUCUCCAUUUCAACGAGCAAUUGGAUACACUUGAACUUUUAGAGUCUUGGAUUCAAACGCUGCUCUGGGAGAAGACAAUCCCCGGCGACGACGAGCAAAAAGCUGAUGAUGAUCAAUCACAAGUGAUCGUUUUGCGCUUAAAGGGCAUAGUCCUCCCACCCAAAGACAACAGCAAUACAGCUGUUCGAAAGCGUCUCGUAAUCCAGGGCGUACAAGACUUGUAUGACAUUCAAGAAGGUUAUGCACAUGAGCAAACGGAUAUCAAUGAUCAAACAAGCAAGAUUGUUCUCAUUGGCAAAAACUUGGAUAAAGAUCGCCUACUAGACUCGUUCAAGAAAUGGGUUCGUUUAGAGAACGCUUUUUAG
Molecule: messenger RNA, 1197 nt
Organism: Zychaea mexicana
Lineage: Eukaryota; Fungi; Mucoromycota; Mucoromycetes; Mucorales; Lichtheimiaceae
Product: CobW/HypB/UreG, nucleotide-binding domain-containing protein
Exons: 10
Coding region: 1-1197 (398 amino acids)
Cellular component (GO): cytoplasm
Source: RefSeq, a predicted model, not a curated record